GCGCUGCGCUCGUGUGUGUGCGAGGAGUGGCUGCGAUCUGUCAUUGUUCAUGUAGUUUUUUCUGUGAUAAGAAUUACUGUGAAAUUAAUAGUUUAGCGAACUAACUAAUUUAUAAAUUCACGAUGUCUGCGUCGGGUGAAUUUGGUAAUCCCUUGCGCAAGUUCAAGCUCGUAUUCCUCGGGGAACAGAGCGUGGGAAAGACGUCGCUCAUCACUAGGUUCAUGUAUGAUAGCUUCGACAACACUUAUCAGGCAACAAUCGGCAUCGACUUCCUGUCGAAGACCAUGUACCUGGAGGACCGCACGGUGCGGCUGCAGCUGUGGGACACGGCGGGCCAGGAGCGGUUCCGGUCGCUCAUACCUUCCUACAUUCGCGACUCCACCGUCGCUGUCGUCGUCUACGAUAUUACUAAUGCAAACUCCUUUCACCAGACGUCGAAAUGGAUCGAUGACGUGCGCACGGAGCGCGGGUCUGACGUCAUCAUCAUGCUGGUGGGCAACAAGACGGACUUGUCAGACAAGAGGCAGGUCUCCACCGAGGAUGGCGACCGCAAGGCCAAGGAGCUCAACGUCAUGUUUAUAGAGACCAGCGCUAAGGCCGGCUAUAAUGUUAAACAGUUAUUCCGACGAGUAGCGGCUGCGUUGCCCGGUAUGGAUUCAGCGGAAAGCAAGCCUCCUGAAGACAUGCAAGAGGUGAUCCUGAGACAAGCCCCCGGAGACAACAAGGAACCGGACGGCGGAUGCGCGUGCUAAUCCACCUCCUGAACCUACCGCUUUGUCGUCCUAGGCAGCAUAUUAGGCGUCCUAGACCGAAUGUUGGGUGUCCUAGAUAGAUGGUUGGUCGUAGAUAACAUUGACCGAGUUUGUCGUCCUAAAAAGUAUAUUCUUUAUUGUCCUAGACGUUAUAAACCUCCUUUGACGUCCUAGAAGUUAUAUACUUCGUUGUUCUAUAUAUAUUUUCUACAUUUGUAGAAUAUGACCAACAUAUUGUUUUGGACUAUAAAUAUACCUUCUAGGACGACUAAGUGGGUAUAUUGUCAAGAACCACAAAGAAUAUACGAUGGAAAGGUCCACUGUAUUGGACGAAACAUAACUUGGAGAAGACUACAAACACAGGAAAUGGGCAGAAUGGACUGAAAUAUUCUAAAUAGGACAACAAAGCGUGGUGCCGUAGUACCCUGAUGAUUGUGCUAUGUGCUUUUGUGUGUGUCUACCGUGAUAUUAGAUUUUAACAUACGCCACUUCAAGUUGUUGCUUUGACUUUGUCUGUCUCGCUUACACACACGGGAGAUGUAAUAUGCGAGCGAGACGGCUAGUGUCCCAGUAGUUCCGGAUGCAAAUGCUGUCAGCACUGUUUCAAAUUAAGUUUUAUAAUAACGUUGUAAGUUUGAAAGUGGCUUGUUGAGUAAAUGUUGACUUGAGGCAUUUAGACACAAAAGCACGGUUAUAUAUAGAGCCCUAUAGAGUGAUCUCGAAAAUUUGAAUGGAAUUACUUUAUUCUAAAUUUAACUUUAUGACCGCCGAAAGGGGUGUCGAUUCGGGCUAUCACCAGCUUAAUUUUAAUUUUAUUUGAGAGCACUAAAAUUAUCUGCUUCACUUUCUUGCACGUAUUGUAAGUGAAGGACGGCAGUAGUUUUAAGAGCUAUAAAACUAAAAUUAGGUUAAGUUUGUGUCCGCCCGAAUAGGCACCAUUGGCUACAUUUCGUACUUUAUAUAUCGAACAAAGCUGUCAAUUCCUAACAACUUAAUACUAAAUUUAUAAUAUAUACAUAUAUAACAUAAAGUUCGGAUUUUCGAGAACAGACUUAUAUUUCGCAUAUAAUAUCGUGUAAGAUAGGAGGUAAAUCUAAGCUGAAUUAACGUUUUAAGUCGAGCAAGACUGACAUUUUGUUGUGCCCGAAUUCGAUCGAGAAAAAUACUGAUUAUUAUGAAAAAAUAUCAACAAUUUUAUAUCAUUUUUAUUUUCAUUAUAUAAACAAUAUUAAAAAUAACGUUUAAUUCGGUGCUCAAUUUCUUUUAAAACCAGCCAGUGUCGUGAAUUUAACGGACAUAGGAACGGGGAAAAAGGCCUCAUCGAAGAAAUUCAUCUAAAAAAGCAAUAUGUGCGCAAUGCAAACAACUGUCAAAUAGCAAUAUUGCUAUUUUAGAUUUUUCCUUUGAUGUGACCUUUUUAACCCCCCAGACGAUGAACAUCUGUCUCUUUUUCUUAGUCUGUUGGAAAGCAUAACGAAAAGGACACCAAAUCGAUACCUUAGGGCAAGGUCUGGAUUCUAAUGUUAAUAAUUGCGCCAAGCGUAGUUAACGUAGACAAGUUAGAAGUUGUGAGCUGCUCUGUGUUGUAUAUAGCACGCGGUCGGGGUGGUUCCAUACUUUGCAACUGUUAGACCACUUUAACAUGGUAUAACUUGUAAAUUGAAUAGCUUUUGGAUAAAUAAAUAGAGUCACUGUGGUCCUGUGGUACGGCAUUACGAGCAUUAAUAUGUAUACACUUUGGUACCAUGUCACAUUAACUUUUUUGAUAAAUUGAACUGUAAGUCUCACUAAAUGUCAAAUAUGUUAGUGCGACAGAGUCCUAAAGUGGGUACAUUGUAUUGCUCAUGACUGUACACUGGUUUGCUUCUCAAACGGGAAGCGCCGGUUCGAACCCCGAUACCAGAUUUGCACCAAUGAGUUAUUAAAGUAGUUUUCACUACCACAGUUGUUUCGGCUAUUAUAUACAGUGAUACACCUCACCACCUACUCGCCUUAUAAGAUGUGGAACACAAUAAAUGAUAUAGGUGAGAAUUGGACAAUGGACAUCGUAUUAACAGUGGCUGCAAGUUGUCUUUGAUUACUUGUGGCUCUGCCCACCCCAUUAGGGAUUACAGGCGUGAGUUUAUGUAUGUAUGUAUGUAUGUUGGACAAUGGACCAUUUAUACAUUGUUUUAAGUUUACGCGGUUAUUAUCAUAAUUAAAGCACAUAAUAACGGGUUCUUACCGCGUUUAAAUGGGGAUAUGAUGGGGGUAUGGAUCUACCUACUCCACUCCAAUCUCAUCAGUCAUCCCGUGAUCAUGGCACUUGCAACAGUGUCGAAAUAUCGGGAGUCUCAUAUCCCCAUUUUAAACGCGGUAAGAACCCGUUAUUAUGUGCUUUAAUAAUGGACCAUUUGAGUAGAGGACAUAAUGCGCCCGGCGGAGUUAGCAUUCACAAAACCCCAAAAUGGACCGAAAUAUCCCGAUCUCAUACAUACAAAAUAAAUAAUUCAUUUAUUCGCUUUAAAAGACCCCUUUAAAUAAUUAAACAGAUAUUUCCAAAAUGUGGAACUUUCCAGGCUACGUUCACCAAAAACAAUUAUAGAUGGCGUUGAACGGCUAUACCGUGAUAAUUACCCUACCUAAGUGCCCUAACACCUGCACUAUUAAAGACCUGUACGAAGCCACUGACAAUGCCGUAAGCGUGGCCAAUUAUUGGUCAGCAAAAAAUUAGUUUCGAUCGCCAUCGACUCGCAAAGAAGAAGAUUACCUAUUUUCUCAUUACUCGGGUACAUAAUUAUCCCAAAAUACAAUCUAUUGACAGAAGCAUAUAUAAAAAUAAUUGUUGCUUGACAUUUGGAUCACAUUAUGUAUAGAAUUACGUUGCUACCUAUAUUGCUUCUCUUUAUUUUGAUCAGAAUAAUAAGUGGUGGAUGGAAUCAUUUAUACCACAAAACAAAGAUAAAAGAUGCAUAUGUCUGUUAUCCAAAAAAUUAGAAAGUUAAACGAAGGAAAAUCUGUACAGCGCCAUGUAUAUUGUUUUUCGAGGAACGGCGCCUGGAAAGUCCUUCAUCAAUGGUUAAUAUUCAGUUGCGUAGGCCGAACCGCCCCGAUCUAUGUACAUUAGUAUUAUUUAUUUACUUAGCGCUUAAGUGAAAUCUUAUGAUUCUUAUACAUUAUCUAAAACUUUUAAUUAGUGAGAUUUAUCACUGCUAGCUUUUAUUCAGAUUUUUAUGACAUUUCAAUAUGUUAACAUUAUAAGGAUCAUUCCAGUAAGGUUUAUAAUUUUACGUUCAAUAAUAAUUAUAAUUUGUAUUGUGUAUAUUUAUUUGGAAACUAACAUCUUACUGUGUUCGGCCUUAUAGAUAAUUUUGUAAUAUUAAUAAAACAAUGGGCUUGUAAUAAAUUAUUUUUGUAACUUAUUUUGACUUUUACGAAUUUUGUACUCAAGUUUGCUAGGAUGGAAAUUGACUCGUUCGUGCAAAAAUCAGAUGGUAAAAAAUAACGCUUUAAUUAUAACACUUUCAGAACCUUCUCUGAAUGUAGAGAGGUUGUUUAACCUCUUCAGCCUUCAAACAGUCUCUUCAGCAUUCAUCAAACAUGCUGCAUAAUAUAAACCUUUGCUAAGUUACUCGGGAUCCAAGUGGAGCACCCGCCCUUAGUGCGUACCUGUUCGAUUCUUAGUGACCCAUGUGUGGGUCACGGACGUAUGGAGCUAGUCUGUCGUGACCCCUAUAUGGAUCACUGGACUGUCAACGUGUUAAAAUCCGUGCACUUCUUUCGUUGCGCGAAUUAUUAUUUUAAAUCUAGUUUAUCUUUCGUCUUCGUUUUGUAAUGAAGCGGUAUUUCUUUACUUUGUUUGAUCAAAUACAAUGACAACGUAUUGAGUUAAUUUUCACCUAUGCAAGCGUAUACAUAAAUAGUUUCGCUAUCGACAUAUCUGAAGGCUGCUUUAUACACCGAUAUAGCGCGGAAUCACUCGUGCUGCAAUUUAUAUUUCCAUAUUUGUAUUACGUACUCAUCAGUGUAGAGAUUAGAUAACAGUAUAUCGACUAUCUGUCUUUUUUACUUUCAAUUUUUAUAAUUGAACAUUAAACAAAUAGUAUUAAACAUAAUGCUUUUUAUGAUUUAAAGUAUAACAAGGCGCAAUAGCUUUUUUUCAUAAUCAUGACUAUGGGUUGUCAUCUUACAGAGAUAUUACAGAAAUACAUUAAGAGCCACGCUCUUGUCGGUGUAGCAUUCUCUAUUCUUGUCUAUCAAAGGCCAAUUCUUUGACUUCCUUAUAAGACGUUGGCCUUCUUUUUAAUUUUGUACACUAGAGUACGUAAUACAAUAUGGUGUCUUGUGUGACGCAGUCGUUAACUUUAUUGUGUAAAUAUCCGUACCUCACGCUGAUAAUAUUUUAAAUAAAAUUUAUAAAACACCA
Messenger RNA from Pectinophora gossypiella (pink bollworm), 5157 nucleotides. RefSeq names its product ras-related protein Rab6 (gene Rab6). NCBI's taxonomy places the organism in Eukaryota, Metazoa, Arthropoda, Insecta, Lepidoptera, Gelechiidae. The record is from RefSeq and is a predicted model, not a curated record. Bases 123 to 752 code for a protein of 209 amino acids. Gene Ontology annotation, molecular function: GTPase activity; GTP binding. The transcript is spliced from 6 exons.